Daphnia pulex (common water flea) is the source of this 5990-nucleotide messenger RNA. It is a transcript of the gene Nup98-96, whose product is annotated as nuclear pore complex protein Nup98-Nup96-like. Gene Ontology annotation, molecular function: structural constituent of nuclear pore. Gene Ontology annotation, cellular component: nuclear pore; nuclear pore cytoplasmic filaments. NCBI's taxonomy places the organism in Eukaryota, Metazoa, Arthropoda, Branchiopoda, Diplostraca, Daphniidae. The transcript is spliced from 16 exons. Gene Ontology annotation, biological process: protein import into nucleus; RNA export from nucleus; post-transcriptional tethering of RNA polymerase II gene DNA at nuclear periphery. The coding region runs from base 199 to 5769 and encodes 1856 amino acids. The record is from RefSeq and is a predicted model, not a curated record.
UUCUUGUGCGCCGCAACUGCUUUUUGCCUUUCGUAAUUCGUAUGAGCACCGUCUUGCCUUUUCAACGUUUCAUUGAAUUGUCAGCAAGUUCAUACGACUCCCGCGUGCUGAGAUUACUGUUGUGUUCUAAAAACUUGUGUGACGACCGCUAGCCAUUCUGCGGAGUGUGCCGGCUUCUUCAAUGAUACAUCUUUAAAAAUGUUUGGACAAAAUAGACCCACUUUUGGAGCCCCAACAUCAAAUACUUUUGGCGGUUUCGGUACAAAUACAUCAACAGGAUUUGGGCAGUCUUCGUUUGGGGCAAAGCCAACUGGAACGGCUGCACCAACUUUCCAAUCUACAGGUUUUGGAUCAAAUACCUCGAUGUUUGGAAGCACAGGUACUACAACAAGCCAACCCUCGGGAGGUUUGUUUGGUACACCUACUGCCACUUUUGGAGCAGCACAACCUACAGCAGGAUUUGGAGCACCUGCAACUAAUACUGGCUUUGGAGGAUUUGGUGGUGGGACUUCAGGGGGGAGCUUAUUUGGAGCCCCUGCUGCUUCAACUGGUAUGUUUGGAUCUAAUACCCAACAAACUGCCCCUUCAACUGGUACAACUGGCAUGUUUGGAGCAGCCACCAAUACAGGAUUUGGAGCUCAAGCUAAACCUACAUUUGGCUUUGGAGCAACUAGUACCUCCAGUAGCUUGUUUGGACAACCCCAAUCCCAGCCCACUCAAACCACCUCACUUUUUGGACAGCCCACAGCACAAGCAACGCCGUCAACGGGUACUGGUUUGUUUGGGACAUCAUCUUUUGGUAACACAAUUGGGGGAUUUGGUGGUACUGGUGGAGCCAUUACUGGUACCCCAGUAAAAUUCAGUCCUCUAACAGGGACAGACUCUAUGAUGAAAAACAAUGUCCAAACGACAAUAAACACACACCAUCAGUGUAUAACAUGCAUGAAAGAAUAUGACAAUAAAUCUUUGGAAGAACUUAGAUUUGAAGACUACUCUGUAGGACGGAAAGGACCGACCCCGGGAACCGCACCACAAACUGGAGGAUUAUUUGGUGGGACCACUACGACUACCCAAUCAACUCCGUUAUUUGGACAAACUCAACAGACGCCCCUUUUCGGAACACCAGCACCCACUAUGGGACAGCCGAGCUUAUUUGGACAGCCUCAACAGCAACAAGCUCAACCUUCGGCCUUUGGAGCAAAACCCAUGGGGUUUGGUCAACCUGCUACUUCCACUCAAUCAUCAUUUGGUUUCGGGACGCCUGCACCUCAACAGCAACAACAGCAGCAACCCAGUCUCUUCGGUCAGCAACAACAAAAUAAACCUUUUGGCUCAUCGAUUUUCGGUCCCCAAUCUACGAGCCAACCCACUCCUGCUUUCGGGACACAAACACCCGCUCCCGCAUUUGGAUUUGGUGCCCCACAACAGACCAGUCAAAGCUUUUUCAACACUCCAAAGCCAGCAAUGGGAGUUCAGACUUCAACAGCAGGUUUUGGUUUUCCUCAAACGACAACCACUCAGUCCGCUGGAUCCAACAUCUUCGGUGCGAAACCAAUAACUGGUUUUGGAGCGACACCUACCCCUGCAUUUGGAACUACUCCCGCUCAAACAACGACGCCAGCGUUCGGUGGAUUUGGUACAUCAGGUACUACUGGAACUGGGUUGUUCACACCUGGACAAACGGCUUUUGGAGUCAAACCAGCCGGGCAAACAUUUGGUGCGGUGACAUCAACUCCGUCGACUCUAGGAUUCGGUCAAAAUACAAUGUUCGGCGGGGCAUCGGCUGCAAAUGCAAAGCCCAGUCCAUUUGGCGGUACUCCCUUUGGAAGUUCUGGCUUUGGCACUACACCUAGCUUUGGAACAGCUACUGGUGGGAUGGGUACUGGCGCUCCCGGUUCACUCUUUGGGAACACAAGUAUUGGAGCACCCUCAACUUCAAUGUCUUUCGGAACGACGCAGCCUACUACUGGAACUAGCAGUUCCCAGUUGCCUAUUCAUCAGUAUAUCUUGACGCUAAGUGAGAUUUCUCAGUCUAGUGAUCAUCCUCUCUUCCGGAAAAUGCUGGAACCGUCAGGAAAAACAGAAGAAUUGAUCAAAUCAAGCGCCCGUACCAGUUUGUCCAACGGGGCUGCACCAACUCCUCCUCAAUACCGUAUCUCACCCCUUCCCUCGAAUAAAAUCCGCACGAAAGCUUUGCUUAACGGAUCCUCGACUGGUGGUGGAAGACGUUCGAUUUUUGAAGGAUUGAGCGACGAAGAAGAAGGUGAGGAGAACGGAGCUGGAUCGGAAGCGAAAACAGAUUUCUUCGUACCUCGACGAAGUGUCAAGAAACUUCAACUGAAAGCCAUUUCCCUCGACACUACCGUCGAUACUGAUAAUAAGCCGGACGAUGAUGCUGAACCCAUCAAAUCAGCACCGUUAAUCACACCUUCUGAAGAAAGACCUGUUGUCCUAGACUCUCGACCAGAUCUUAGAGUCCGAGAAGAACUUGAUGAUAGUUUGACUGUGUUGAAGAUACGUAGACCAACUGUUGCGUUCCUUAACCAAUCAGCGAUGCUAGAACGCAGUAGUAUGCUGGAUGAAACUGGCCUUGGAGAAGGGGAAGUCACUGUUGCAGAGGAAAUCAGUGAAACAGUCGAAGAAGAAAUCGUGCCUCCUCACCCUGCUGGCAUAGUUUUACGUCGUUGCGGAUAUUCGACAAUGCCGACCAUGGAAGACUUGGCAAUCAAAGGAUUGGAUGAAAAUGGGAAGUGUAUUAUUACUUCGUUUUCUAUUAUUCGUCAGGGCUAUGGUCGAAUAUUUUUCGAAGGCCCUUUGGAUGUCGCGAACUUGAAUCUGGAUGAAAUUGUAUUGUUUCGCCACAAGGAAGUGACUGUAUACCCCGAUGAUUCAAAGAAACCUCCUGAAGGAGAAGGACUAAAUCGCAAAGCUGAAAUCACUUUGGACCGCGUCUGGCCUGUAGAUAAAUCCACUGGAGACUACAUCACCAAUCCUGAGAGAUUAGCUGUUUUGCGUUACGAAGAACGACUUGCCCGAGCUGCCCAUCGCCUACAAGCUAAAUUCAUCGAGUACCGACCUGAAACAGGAUCCUGGGUGUUUCGAGUGAACCAUUUCUCCAAAUAUGGAUUGGAGGAUUCUGAUGAAGAAAGUGAACUUCCAGCCGCUCCACCCAAAGCCGCUGCUGCUCUUCCAACUACACAAGGCCAGGCAGCUCAAACCACCGUCAUUGGUGCUGGUAUGGGAUUAGGAGGAUUGUCUGCGACUAUUGCUCAAGUCACCUCAAUGUCGAUGACAUUUGAAGAAGAUAUGGGUGUCGAAGACGAUUUGGUUAUUCCUCGGUUCGCUGAUGAGUUCGAUGACUCGGUGCGCGUCCAGUCACCUCCGCCCGUCAGUACGCAGUUGGCCAGAACAUUGGGCAUGCCUUCUCAGCGAGUUCAAAUUAUGAAAGCAUCUUUCUUCGAUGCCGAUAACGAUUAUAUGCAAGACGUUUCCAUGGGUAUUGGAAGCUUCUUCGAUCAAUCUGUGCGGAUGUCUCAGUCGAUUGCACCAAGAAAAGACAUGAGUCGCCUCUUCAAAGAUUCCCCUGCGCAGAGUCCAGGAAGCCUCUUCAAGUCUAGCGCCAUUCCUGGAAUCCAACAACCAGAGGACCUUAAUAGGUCGCAUGUACCGAUGGAUCAAUCCUUCACUGCCAUAGCUAAACUGCAACAGACUACUGAAAUCGAAAACUUGUCAACUUACGUCAGAUUGGAACACGCCCGAAAUUCAGAACAAUGCCGAAAAGUGGUACCACGAUUCGCCACAGCUGAGAUUCCCCUCUCUCGGUCCAUCAUUCGGGACAAAUUUGGAAUUGUUAUGGAUGCUUCCUUGUUCCAGAAUCGUCGGUCACGUGUAGGAUGGGGUCCCGAUUUGCAACACUUGGAGCUCUCGACCACAACUCGACUCUCACUAUUAUCGGUGAAAACGUCUGAUCUGAAGCAGAACAUCGAUCUGGAAGAGGAUAUUUUCAGUGUUGACAGCAAAAAUCCAUACGUUGUCUUACUAGCGACGUAUUUGAACUUUACAAAGGCAACUGUAGUUGACGGUGUGCCAACUCUGCGUCCAGUACCAGGAUCGCAAGCUGUUGGUUUCCUCAAAGCAGCCACCGAGAGCUUACUCUCCAAACUGAAGAACAAGGGCAAUCCGGAGGCGUUGCAGCUGCUCAACUAUAUGGGCAAAGUUUGGAAUCUUUGCAUCGCUCUUUGGGGUCCUUUGGACGUCGAGGCUGGUUCGCACGCGGAAACUAUGGCUAGGAAGGAAACUUUGACGCAGUGGCUGGAAGAAGCUACCAUGGAGACAAAUAUCACCGGUCUGAAUGAAGAAGAAGAGGUCUUGACUCUACUAGCUCGCCACGACGUUGCUGGCGCUGCUCGCCUUGCUCACAAGAACGGCGAAUACUAUCUGGCGUUGCUGAUUUCACAAGCAGGAUCGUCCCUGGCUUUCAAGGGAAUGCUUCAACGCCAACUGAACCUCUGGACGGAAAACCGCGCCGAUGCCUUCAUCACUCAAGAUCGUCUUCGCGUCUUUGCCUUAUUGGCUGGAAUCACCGUCUGGGAAACCACUGAGGGCAAGAUCAACACCUGUGAAGGAAUGGAUUGGAUCAAGGCAUUGGCCCAUCAUCUAUGGUACGUCAUUUCCCCGGUUGGGAGCAUCACUGACGCCUUGCUCGAGUACGAGGCCGCUUGCGGAAUAUCGUCAGAUCAGAACGAAGCUGAAAUCUAUGCCAGUGAGCCAGCUCCUUCCUAUUCACAAACAUCUACUUCGUUCAGAGACUUGUGUUUCCAACUGAUUUCACUCUACUGCCACCGUACGACUCCGCUGGAAAAGUUGGUCAAUCCUCUGAGCCACACAUGGAACGUAUGCGAAAAUGUUUUGUCUUGGUUGCUGUGGCAGCAACUCCAAGCCUUGGGCUACUCACAUCUUUCGGAAACUGCUGCUGCCCAGUUGUCAAUUGCGUUCGCUUCCCAGUUGGAAAAUUGUGGCCUCUGGCAUUGGGCCAUUUUUGUUGCGAUGCAUCUGAAAUCGUCACCGUCUUUCGUUCAAGCGUUUGUCGAAGACAUCCUCGGCCGUCAUAUCGGACAAGAAAAGGACGAGCAGUGCGAGCGUUUCCUGGUCGAAAAACUUUGCGUUCCGUCUCAGUGGAUCGAGAAAUGUCGAGCAGUUAAGGCGCUCUAUGCGUUUAAUCCGAAACUGCAGGCCACUUCCCUGCUUGCCGCUGGACUUUACAGCCAAGCCCAUGACGUCAUCUGUGAUGAACUUGCUCCGGAAGCUAUCCUGUCUGAAUCCUAUCAGGAGUUGGAGGAACUCUUGGCUCCCUUGGCUGACCCGGAACGAUUCAGUACGAUUGCCGAUUGGUACCUAAAGGGCAAGGUUUAUUGGAAUUACAUCACAGUCGUCAAAGCCGUAGAUCGAAUUUUAAAGCAGGAUAAUUCCAGUGAAAAGGGAAUGCAACUAGAAAAAUUAACACCAGACUUGACAUCUCUCUGCAACUUGGUGUCCUCUCUACCCGUACCCUCCGCCAAGCACAGGCUGGUUCGCACGGAAAUAGCCCAGAAAGCGGCUUACAUUUUGAAAAACGUUAUCGGACUCCAGUCGGUCAACGCAUCCGAGGAAAUUGUGGUCCCCCCUCGUUUUGUCCUGCCGCAACUCCGCCAGCUUCCUGUGACGCAGGAUUACUCGCUCUCAGAGCUUAACAACGUUGUUCGUGCGUACUUUCUCGAACUUAAGGUUUAAAUGGUGCCAAGUUCAAAGGAUCCUGUAUUUUUUUUUUUUUUUUAAUUUUCAAAAUUGUCUUGGGGAUCGACAGUGAAUUUGCGUCUUUCCCUGAUUUCAGAUUUUACAUUCUUUUUUAAAAACCACUGUGGAUGAAAGUGCAGCCACACCAAUUUCAUUUGUUGAUAUACCCCGCCUGUCUGAUGGUUGAAAAAUUGAAAAUAAACGAAUUGUCCCUUUGA